This is a messenger RNA of Mesorhabditis spiculigera, 927 nucleotides long. The record is from the annotation of a GenBank genome assembly. Lineage: Eukaryota; Metazoa; Nematoda; Chromadorea; Rhabditida; Rhabditidae.
AUGGAAUUUCUCCUACUCUCCAAUCUGAAAAUCCCCUUGGAAGCGCACAACACCCAAGACUGCGAAUUUUAUGGAUACAAUCCGGCCUCGAAAAAUCCCGGCCGACAUGCGUCCUUCUCCUGCAACGAAAUCUACAUCGAGAUCCUGCUCCCGUUCAGCACCAGCCAAACCCGGCUCCGACAUUGUCUCCCCUCCCACAACUGCACCUAUCUCGAGGUCGAGUCAUCUAACGACCCAAUCACUUUGCGAAUUCCGAUCUUCGACAAGCCGAUCUACAACAGGUUCACAACAGCCCUAUCACUCUGGCAGAACACCAUCCUGAUCCGACAUCGCAACGUCAGCUGUCCCAUCCCGCUCUGUUCUACCAAGAUCAGCUGCACCUUUUGUUCUCGUUAUGGACAACAACUGUACCAUUGUACCCACACCAUCGCGAUCAGCAGCCUGACCAUCAGCCUCGGCCUAACGUUGGCGAUCAUCUGCUAUCUUCUCAAGAAAACAAUCUUCCCGACGACAAGCCUUUUCGCCCUCUGGCAAAAUAUCCGGACUCGAUUCGCCAGGACCGCGCCAAUCACCUCAUCUCUGCCACUUGCAACCGGGAUUCCACCUCCAGAUCCUCCAAACUCUCCACCUACGACUCUGGACACGACAUCAAAUCCAAGAAGCCGACGACCCCGACAUCGUAAACGUCUGCGACGAACACACGACGACCAGUCUACCCAUUCUACUCCACUUCCCUCGGACAUCCCCAAUCAAGCCACUGCUGCCAACGCACCAGAUCCGCCUCACCACCACACUGCACCUCCACAACUUCGAUAUCAGAAGAAACCCCUGCCUGUCAAGAAACCUAUCAGCAGCAAGGCCAUUCUUCUCGCCAUCUUCGCCAUGCUAACUAACAUCCGCUCCGACCCAUCUGUGGCUUCGCUUUGC